AUGCACCAUAAACCCAGAGCACCACAUAUUCCUCUAUCAUUACUCAAGACCUCUUCUUCACCUUCACUUGCUAACCUGCCUCACGAAUUUGCAUAUCAAAGUACCCAAACCAUCUAUUCUAAUCAUUAUCUUCAACAUUCUGUUCUGCCUUCUCUGAACCCAACCAAUUAUCAAACCAAGCCUUCUCAUAUCUCCUCAAAACCAGGCCACUUCUUCAACAACCUAUUUACUCAUUUGAGGUCACCUACCACCUUAUCUGAAGUCAAGGAGAUACACAGUGUCUUGGUUGUUAAUGGUUUCUUCCACCCAAGUAGCUCUGACAUGUUGUUUGGCCCACAGCUUGUGAAAAUUUAUGUCGGAUUUGGAAAUCUGCAUGAAGCUUUACUUGUUUUUGGUCAACUUCCCCAAAAGAAUAAUUUUGCUUGGAAUUCUAUUCUCAGGGGGUUUGUUGAAGCGGGUCAGUUCUCAGAAGCACUGGACUUUUAUCACUUGAUGCUGAGAGAAGGCUUACUACCUGAUAAUUUCACAUAUCCACUUGUUCUCAAGGCUUGUUCUAGUCUAUCUGAUCUUGAAGAAGGUAGAAGGAUCAGAAGUUUGAUCAAAUUCCAUGAGUCUCAUCACAGAAAGGAAACCAACAUUUUUGUGCAAUGUGCCAUGAUUGAUAUGUUUGCCAAGUGUGGGAGCUUAAACGAAGCACGAUUCAUAUUUGAUGAAAUGCCUAGUAAGGAUUUAGUAUCAUGGAGUGCGAUGAUUUGUGGUGCGGUACAGAAUGGGGAGUGGUUUGAAGCUUUGUGCUUAUUUAGGAGGAUGAGAUCAGAAGGAUUGAGGCCUGAUUCAGUGAUUGUAGCAACUAUCCUUCCAGCCUGUGGUAAAUUGGGAUUUGAGCUUCUAGGAAUGGGCUUGCAGAGCUGUGCCAUAAGGAGCGGAUUCGAGAAUGAUUUGUUUGUUUCAAAUGCUAUGAUAGAUAUGUACUGUAAAUGUGGGGACACCCAUGUAGCCCGCCGUGUAUUCUAUAGGAUGGUAUUCAAGGAUGUGGUCUCUUGGAGUACCUUGAUUGCUGGCCAUUCCCAAAAUUGUGAAUACUACGAGUGUUUGCAACUGUAUGUUAAGAUGAACGCAUUGGGUGUAGGUACCAAUGCAGUCACAGUAGCCAGUGUUCUCCCUGCAUUUGCUACUCUGAAAAUGUUGAAACAGGGAAAGGAGAUGCACAAUUAUCUUCUCAGACAUGGGUUCGAAUCUGAUGUUUUUGUAGGAAGCGCAUUGAUUGAUAUGUAUGCCAACUGUGGGUCGAUGAGAGACGCAGAGUCCCUGUUUCAGAUCAUGUCAGGUACGGACAUCACUAUAUGGAAUUCAAUGAUUGUAGGGCAUGCUUUAAAUGGGGAUGUCGAUUCAGCUUUUGGCAUCUUGCGAAGAAUUCAACAAUCUAAACAUAGACCAAAUUCAAUAACCUUGGUAAGCAUCAUUCCACUGUGCACCGAAAUGGGGACAAUCAGACAGGGAAAGGAAAUUCAUGGUUGUGCGAUCAGAAACUGUCUUGGAUCUGUGGUUUGUGUUGGAAAUUCACUAAUAAAUAUGUACUGCAAAUGUGGAUAUCUGGAACUUGGAGUGAAAGUCUUCGAUCAGAUGGUAGAGAAAGAUGUUGUAACAUAUAACACAAUCAUUGCUGCACAUGGGAUUCAUGGCUAUGGAGAGAGGGCUUUUUCUUUCUUCGAUAAAAUGAAGGAAGAAAGGAUUGGACCUGAUAAACUCACUUUUAUAGCACUCUUAUCGGCCUGUAGUCAUGCAGGUUUGCUCGAGUGGGGCUGGUUCUUUUAUAAUUCCAUGAUUAAUGAGUAUGGUAUUCUGCCAGACAUGGAACACCACUCAUGUAUGGUCGACCUUCUAGGUAGAUCGGGUUACCUUGAUGAAGCAUGGGAAUUUAUUAGGAGGAUGCCGGUUGAACCUGAUAUCAGUGUUUUGGGAAGCCUACUUGGAGCUUGUAGAGUUUAUAAUAGGCUUGACCUUGCUGAGAUUGUAGCUAGGAUAACUUUCGAAAAGAACCCAGAAGAUCCAGGCUACUAUAUUCUUUUAUCUAAUAUAUAUGCUUCGAGUGGAAGAUGGGCAGAUGCAUCAAGGAUCAGAGCAAUGAUUAAAGAGAAGGGCUUAACAAAGAAACCGGGAAAUAGUUGGAUUCAUGUUGGUUAUAGUGCUCACAUGUUUUGUGCUAGAAAUUGGAUGCAUCCGGAAUUUACAAAGAUCCAAGAAACUUUGGAGAGUUUGUUCUUGGUGAUGAGGGAUGAAGGGUAUGUUCCAGAUGAUGAUGGACUUGUACUGGUCGAUGGAAGAAUUCCUUGA
Nelumbo nucifera (sacred lotus) is the source of this 2334-nucleotide messenger RNA. The record is from RefSeq and is a predicted model, not a curated record. Lineage: Eukaryota; Viridiplantae; Streptophyta; Magnoliopsida; Proteales; Nelumbonaceae.